This is a messenger RNA of Hibiscus syriacus, 2783 nucleotides long. RefSeq names its product CSC1-like protein At1g32090. NCBI's taxonomy places the organism in Eukaryota, Viridiplantae, Streptophyta, Magnoliopsida, Malvales, Malvaceae. Gene Ontology annotation, cellular component: plasma membrane. The record is from RefSeq and is a predicted model, not a curated record. Bases 199 to 2619 code for a protein of 806 amino acids. Gene Ontology annotation, molecular function: calcium-activated cation channel activity. The transcript is spliced from 10 exons.
ACGUUUCCUAUCUGGAACUCUCAUUAUAUUUCUUACAUCAGCGGUCACAUAAUUUGGACCAUUUAGGUUGCUUCUUUGCAUAUCCUUUGUGUCACUCUUAUCUAUUUUACAAAAAACUUUCACAUGUUUUUGUUUUUCCCUAGUAUAGCCUUUGUCUUUCAUUUCAUUCCCUCUGCUUUCUAGUUUUCUUUUCCUUCAAUGGCUACUCUUGGUGAUAUUGGGGUGUCUGCCUUAAUCAAUAUUCUGACUGCAUUUGCAUUCUUGUUGGCUUUUGCUUUGCUGAGAAUUCAACCGGUUAACGACCGAGUUUACUUCCCUAAAUGGUACAUCAAUGGAGGAAGAUCAAGUCCGAGAAGCGGUGGGAACUUUGUGGCAAAGUUUGUAAACCUCAAUUUCAAGACUUAUCUCACGUUCCUAAAUUGGAUGCCUCAAGCUUUGAAGAUGAGUGAGAUCGAGCUUAUCAACCACGCCGGCCUCGACUCGGUUGUUUUCCUCAGAAUUUACUCUCUCGGAUUAAAGAUUUUUGUACCCAUAACACUUGUGGCACUCCUUAUCCUUAUUCCAGUGAAUGUGUCAAGUGGAACAUUAUUUUUCCUGAGGAAGGAAUUGGUUGUGAGUGACAUUGAUAAACUCUCAAUAUCAAAUGUUCGCCCGAAAUCCGAAAGGCGAGUUCAGCAUAUCUGUACUAAAUAUCUUUUUGCAGAUUAUCUAGCUUUUCUAAUGAGUUAUGGUGGACUUUACAGGUUCUUUGUUCAUAUAGGAUUGCAAUACUUGUUCACAGUUUGGAUUUGUUACAUGCUUUACAAGGAAUAUGAUAAUAUAGCGAAGAUGCGACUGCAGUUCUUGGCUGCACAAAGUAGGCGUGCUGAACAGUUCACGGUAGUUGUGAGGAAUGUGCCACAGAUUCCAGGUCACUCCAUGGCAGAUUCUCUGGACCAAUUCUUUAAAACAAAUCACCCUGAUACUUAUCUUUGUCACCAGCCAGUCUACGAUGCAACAAAAUUUGCUAGACUGGUGAGGAAAAGAGAUAGGCUUCAACAUUGGCUGGAUUAUAACCAGCUGAAGUUCGAAAGACAUCCCGAGAAGAGACCGACUAAAAAGACAGGGUUCCUCGGUUUAUGGGGUGAAAGAGUUGAUUCCAUUGAUUUCUACAGACAACAGAUAAAAGAAUUUGACAAAAACAUGGCACUAGAGUACCAGAAAGUUGUAAAAGACACAAAAUCCAUCCUGCCAGUUGCUUUCGUAUCGUUCAAAUCACGUUGGGGGGCUGCUGUUUGUGCGCAGACACAACAAAGCAGAAAUCCAAUCCUGUGGUUAACGAAUUGGGCACCAGAACCCCGUGAUGUUUAUUGGCGUAAUCUGGCCAUACCAUUUGUCUCGUUGACCAUUCGGAAACUAGUAAUAUCGUUAUCAGUAUUUGCACUGGUGUUUUUCUACAUGAUACCAAUCGCUUUCGUGCAAUCUCUUGCAAAUUUAGAGGGUCUCGAAAGAGUUGCUCCUUUCCUUAGGCCUGUUAUAGAACUGAAAUUCAUCAAAUCUUUCUUGCAAGGUUUCCUUCCUGGUCUCGCUCUAAAAAUUUUCUUGUAUAUAUUGCCUGCUAUACUGAUGAUCAUGUCAAAGAUUGAGGGACAUAUAGCUUUAUCGACUCUCGAGCGACGAACAUCAGCGAAGUAUUAUUAUUUUAUGUUGGUGAAUGUGUUCUUAGGGAGUAUAGUUACUGGAACAGCUUUCGAGCAAUUGCACUCUUUCCUUCACCAAUCGCCGACUCAGAUCCCCAGAACCAUAGGUGUAUCGAUACCGAUGAAGGCCACUUUCUUUAUUACAUUCAUAAUGGUUGACGGAUGGGCUGGUAUAGCCGGUGAGGUUCUCCGACUGAAACCAUUGGUUAUUUUUCAUCUUAAGAACAUGUUUCUGGUGAAGACCGAAAGGGACCGAGAAAAGGCCAUGGACCCUGGCAGUGUGGACUAUCCAGAAACUCUCCCAAGUCUCCAACUGUACUUCCUUUUGGGAAUUGUAUAUGCUGUGGUUACUCCCAUCCUUCUUCCUUUUAUGUUAGUCUUUUUUGCUUUCGCCUACGUGGUUUAUCGUCAUCAGAUAAUUAACGUCUACAAUCAACAAUACGAGAGUGGUGCUGCAUUCUGGCCUCAUGUUCACAGCCGCAUAAUAGCAAGCUUAGUGAUCUCCCAACUUCUACUAUUGGGUCUUCUCAGUACAAAACAGGCUGCUAAUUCAACUCCUCUGCUUGUAGCCUUACCUAUACUGACAUUAUACUUCCAAAAGUAUUGCAAAAACCGAUUCGAAUCCGCGUUCCGAAAGUAUCCGCUUGAGGAAGCAAUGACAAAGGACAUAACUGAUCGGACCACAGAACCUGAUAUAAACUUAACAACUUUCUUAACCGAUGCUUACUUGCACCCAAUUUUCCAAUCCUUCAAAGAAGAGGAAUUGGUAGAGGUUCGAGUCGAUAGGCACCAAUCUUACGCCGAUGAUGUCGAAACUAGUAACGAUCUCAGUUUCCCCUCCCCACCCCAAGAUAUCUAUCAUCAUAGCUUCUCACCCCAAUAUGCCUAUAAUUUUUCCUCCCCUACACAUUAUGGUUAUCAUUAUGAAGCAGAAGCAUGAAUGCUUAGGACUAAGAACUCAGAACCAAAUUUGUCAGUUUUUUAACUUACCACAAGCCAUUAAUGAUGAUUUCAUUUCAAUUCCUGUAAAUUAUUCUUUUAGAUUAAGCAUCGCAUUUUUUCUAGUAAGUUAUGGUUGAUGUUCCACCAUGCUGAAUUUGGUGU